Hypanus sabinus (Atlantic stingray) is the source of this 5924-nucleotide messenger RNA. Its product is annotated as ubiquitin carboxyl-terminal hydrolase 2-like. The transcript is spliced from 13 exons. Gene Ontology annotation, molecular function: cysteine-type deubiquitinase activity. The record is from RefSeq and is a predicted model, not a curated record. The coding region runs from base 153 to 1889 and encodes 578 amino acids. Gene Ontology annotation, biological process: protein deubiquitination. Gene Ontology annotation, cellular component: cytoplasm. Lineage: Eukaryota; Metazoa; Chordata; Chondrichthyes; Myliobatiformes; Dasyatidae.
GGGAGUCGCUGCUGAAUUAAGUAGCUAUUUUGUUCCAGUGAGCAGAAAUGGAAACAUUGUAGCAACCGGCGCGGCGUCAGCGGGAGGCGGACCCGGUCCAGGUACCGGCAGUAAAUGCCAAGUGUGGCCUUUUGUGUGAGGCCGAGCUGGACAUGUCACGCGUCUCAUCGUCCGCGACCAAGCGAAUCGGGAGCUACUCAAGCAGCACGUUCACCAGUCCCCACUAUGUCUCCUCAUACCAUGGCUACAACCCCAGUCUGGGCAGUGCCUAUACAGACAAGGACAAACUCAUCUACAAGCCAGUGUACACCAGCUGCGUCCCCCGCAUCAACUCUGGGAGGGCAGCAAACAAAUAUGCUCUGGAGGUCGAUCGGGGUCGGCAACUGCCUCGCCCUGAGGUUUUCAGCAGGCGCAGCGAGAGCUUGAGCCGGGCCCCCUUCAAGGCCUCUCCCAGCAGCUUAAGUGGUGGAUACUCCACCAAUUACAGCAUAGGGAGCAGCCAUUCCACGUACACCUCACCUGGAUGGCCCCUGAGUCGCAGAAAGUCCAUCAGCCAGACAGACUUGAACCGGGACCUGCUGAACCUCCACAUGGUGGACACCUACCAGAUAAACACUGUGAAGAGCCCCACACUCUCUCGGCAUGAGGUGGACUUGCACCAGGGGUCCCGCAGGAGUGAUAUUGCAGACCCUUACUACACCAAGGGAUCUGGUGCUUAUGCCCUGCCCCGCAGCAUGACGCAGGAGACCAUAACUGCUUCCUUCAAGAGCACGGACCGCUUCAACGCAGCGUGGGAGAGGAGCGGGAGCAGCAGCAGUUGUGGGUCGCCCGUCCGAGAGACACCAAAUUCUAAAACCAGCCAGGGACUUGUGGGACUUCGGAAUCUGGGCAACACUUGCUUCAUGAACUCCAUCCUGCAGUGCCUGAGCAACACUCGGGACCUACGAGACUACUGUGUCCAAAACAUCUACCGGCGAGAACUCAACAGCCAGAGUCGUACCAACGCAGCACUCAUGGAAGAAUUUGCAAGGCUGCUUCAGGCUCUUUGGACAUCCCCCAACAAUGACCCCAUCAGUCCUUCUGAAUUCAAAGCACAGAUACAGAAAUAUGCCCCGCGAUUUGUGGGUUAUAACCAACAGGAUGCGCAGGAAUUUCUCCGUUUCUUGUUGGAUGGCCUUCACAAUGAAGUGAACCGAGUGUUGGUGCGGUCCAAAGCUGUGAUGGAAGAUUUGGAUCAUUUGAAUGAUGAUGAGAAAAGCAGAAGAAUGUGGAAGAAAUACCUUGAGAGAGAAGACAGUAGGAUUGUAGAUCUCUUCGUGGGUCAGUUAAAAAGCUCCCUAACUUGCAGUGAGUGCGGCUACUGCUCCACAGCCUUUGACCCUUUCUGGGACCUGUCACUACCUAUCUCAAAGAAAGGCUAUGGUGAAGUUUCCUUGAUAGAUUGUAUACAAAUGUUCACCAAAGAAGAUGUUCUGGAUGGAGAUGAAAAACCGACCUGUUAUAGAUGCAAAGUCCGAAGAAAAUGUACCAAGAAGUUCACAAUUCAGAAAUCCCCAAAGAUCCUUGUACUUCAUUUGAAGCGAUUUUCUGAAGCACGGAUUCGUACUAAUAAACUUUCUACCUUUGUAAAUUUUCCACUGAAGGAUCUUGACCUUCGAGAGUUUAGUUCUGAUAGCAAUGUUCAUGCCGUUUACAAUCUCUAUGCUGUGUCCAAUCAUUCGGGCACCACCUUGAGUGGCCACUAUACUGCAUACUGCAAAAACCCGCAGUCUGGAGAAUGGUACAACUUCAAUGACACCAGGGUGACUCCAAUAUCUUCAAGCCAGUUAAGAACAAGUGAUGCCUAUGUUUUAUUCUAUGAACUCGCCUGUCCUUCUUCUCGGAUAUAACAGUCUUUGGACACGAAAGAACAAGGAAAGCAAAGCAGCUUUUAAGAAACAAAAACUGUCUUACACCAAUGGCAAUAUUUUUAAGUGAUCUCUUCUGUCAUUGAUAUCAUAAACAAUACAAAAUCCCUGCCUACUGUAGUGAAGCUAUGUCAUUGAGAUGCUGAACCAUUCAACAUCCAGAUGGAUUGCACCUGGAGUGAGAGGGGAAAAUGGGUGGAGGUGGGGAUGAUUGUUGGCAGAAGGCUACACAAAGGGCUGUUUCUGAAACUAGGCAACCACCCUGCUGCCAUUGACAGUUUUUUUUUCAAAGUACACACCAGCAUCUGAUGCAGAGCAACUCAAGCUCUGAUCAACAACAUACUGAUGAAAUGCCAUUCACAGCAGUGAGCUACUGGAGCUGCUGAUUCUGUACCAGCAUUUCUUCUCUCUGUACUGUCUUGGGGUAUGUUUAUUUUCAGAGGCAAAAGUUUUCUUUCAAGUCUUCUGGAACAUUAAAACCAUGAAUUGUUACAGGGAGGGAUAAAGACAGUUUGUUGGUAUACAAAACCUCCGAGUUGCAAGCAAGAAAAUUGGGCUCAGGAGAAUAUUUAAGUUUAUUUAUGUUUUAUUUUUGGUUCUGUUGCAGUGACUUGCCUGUGACACGUUGGUUAGACCCAUCAUCAUCUGGAGGGCAAGUGUUCCCAGGUGCACAAUCUGCUUUCUCAGACUGGGAACUUUAUCCCCUCCUACUGUUUCUGUCAUUCAUGCACUUUUUUUAAAAAAAGAAAAAAAUUUUCACACUUCAUAAAAUACCAUUUCAGAUUUAAUUUACAAUAACCCAUCUCUUAACUAAGUUUAGGUGUUAACUAAAGAGAGGUGCACUAUUUAUGUGGACUGACAGGAGUAACAUUUAUUUGUCUGCAUUAAUUAUUUAUAUCUCCAAAUCCAGCAGGGAGUUUUCUCUGAUCCCAUUUGGAGCUGAUCUAUCACACAGAGUUUGAUUGUGGUUAAGGAAGAUCUAGCCUCUUCAUGGUAGGGAAUCUGAUGUCUUUGUCCUUUCAAACAAGGAUUCAAAGUUUCUGGUUAGAAAAUUGGCACCAAGACAACCAACUGCCUUAUGGGAUAAAUGGUUCUAGCUUUGUUUAUUCCUUCCCAAUGAGAAGCUUGUCCACCAGAACUUUGAGUAGAUGGUCACCAAAAUUCAGGCAGUUUUUCUUAGCUUAUCUCACGUCCAUUACAGGAAUCAUUCUGUAGUGACCUUCUCUCUUGUCUUUUGGCAGCCUCCUCCUUCUCUCUCCUUAUUCCCCAAUUACCCAGCCAACUUUCUCCUAAAAAGAAUAUGCAGCACAUUCAAAACAUGGAUUGCAUGUUUGUUCUCCAUAACUUACUCACUCUUCCCCUCUUCAGUUCCUUAAUAUACAUCUCAGUUCAGGAAAUUUAACUAACUCAAUUUAAUUGCAGACCAGUACUGGAUUCCUUUCAGGAUUUUAACUAGUGUAUGUCAAGACUUCUUACCACUGAUGCAUUGCAUACCUUCAAUUCCUGUUUUAUCAAACUACUGACAACAGAUGUUCUAUCAGGACAUUUUAGCUGGAUUUAAAUGUUUCAUUCUUAACAGAUUUACUUUGGUUUUGACUCCGCUUCCAAUUUUAGUGGUGAAUAUGUUCAUUUGAUCUGUGAGGGAAGAGGUUAUAUAGAAUCAGAGAGAUUAGUUUCAGCGAAAACGCAUUGCAGAGAUUGUGGUAUUGAAAGUGGUUUGAAGCAUCUCCUUUCCAUGACGUUCUGUGAUCGAGAUUUUUUUUUUGGCUACUCUUCCCGAGCUGUGAGGUUUGAUCUGUCCGAAUGUGAUUUCAGAAAUCCGCUCACUUCCCAGUGACACUCAGCGCUUUGAUCCAUUACUAAACAUUUUUUAAAGCGAAAAAGAUGCUGUCAUCGCUGGGAAAAGCACUGUGUCUUAUAUGUUUCAACGAGAGAGGACGGGGUAUAAAUAUCCACUGCUUUCGUCCCAUUAUUACCUUCCUUUCCUCCGUCUCCUGUCUCUCGCUGUAUUCGGAUUGAUUGUGUGUUAAGCCAUUUCCUUUCCGCUUUGUCUGUGUCUAUCCACCCGUCUCCAGAUUUCCCUGAUUGUUCUACAGUGUCCCGACUCACAUCUGUUUACGGUUAUACAUUUUCCAGCACGAUAUUGUUACCAGGUCUGCCUAAAACUUCAAAGCACCUCCGACUACAGUAAGAGAGGGGACAAAUUUAACGUAAUGUACUCGCCUAUUACUCAAACUCCCUCUCAAAUGUCGUCAUCUUAAUAGGGCUUUUUAAUUAUAAGAAAUCUUAUUAAAGAAGACUCGAGUUUCAAACGUUAAUUUUUAACUAUAAAUGCAUGGAGACGUGAUGACUGUUCUCUUUUGAUAUGUCGUGGGUUUAUGGAUUUAUCUUGUUUACUGUGUAAACAAGCACUGGAUUUAUUUUAUAUUAUGUACAGUGAGGAGUUGUACAUAGAAAAUUAACUAUAUAGAGUAUCUAGAAUAACAGCUGUGUGUACACAUGCGCAGGAUAAAUAUAUCUAUAUACUAUAAACUUGUGUCUUGGGAUGACAGCCUGAUGAUUGGGUGUUAAACAGCGAUCUUAGCCCUUGAUACCCUCUGAAAACCUGUUUGGUGUUUGGGUGAUUUAAAAGGAAAAGCGUUCUUUUUGAAACUAGACCCUCUCGGGUUCCGAGGGAUGUUGCUUGGGCUAAUUUGCACGCUGUUCCCAGACAAGGUUAUGUACGGUACGUUGAACUUGGUGCAUUAUUUUUGUUAUUUUAAGCGCCUUGACGUCAUUCUGCUCCCACCCCCCUCCACCACCACCACCCUAAGAUCAAUAACGUGCGGGGAUACAUAUAUUUGUUUCAGUCCCGAUAUUAUAAAAUCUCUCUCUCUCUCUACAAUUACGUUCUCCAGAAAAGCCCAUUUCUGGAACAUGGAGGUGGGCCACGAAUCCUUAGAAUCAAGCAGUACAGAUUUGAUUAUUACGCAAAAGCCGGGGGGCCGGCGCUUGCUUUGGCGGCACAAUUGAUCAGAGGACCUCUGUGCUAAACCAAGCUGCAUUUCAGUCACAAUACUAUAUUCCGGGCCCUCAAACUAGAUAAAACAAAUCCCAAGGGUAGGUUUACAGAUCUACUGGAAACUGCUGUGUUUAAAAAAGAGGUUUUAUUUUUCUGUUUGAUAUAAAUCUUUUAAUCGUCAUUUGCGAUCUGUCCGAGAAUCCCAACGUUCAAAAUAUAAAGGUAUUUACAGGAAGAUUAGUGCCUUUGGUUACCCAGAGAAUGGUGAGCAUCUGGAAUUUACUGUCUGGAGAUGUGAUAUAAUGUGACUCUUGACCUGUUUUUAAAACACCCAAUUGCACAUUGAAGAACCGUGGCCUGCAAAUUGGCACCUAAAGCAAGAAACAGAGUUUGGGCCGAUGGCACUUUUUUCGACUGGCAGGAACAUGGUGAACCCAAUAGCUUCCUAUUCUAUCCCUAAUUUUCCAGAAUUCCGCUUGACACCAAAGCUUUAAUUUUAGCAUAUCCAUUAACAGCGUAUCGAGUUCACAGGCCAUCGCAGGGAGGGAGAGGAUGAGCAUAUGAGGUCCCCAUAGUAGUCAUUUAUUCCUGCUUGGUUGCAGAGCACUACGAACGUAAGGUGCUUUGUCGCUUGGCUUUUUACAGUGGCAAAGGUUGGGGGCGGUGGAGAGAGGAGACAACUCCGAGCUCAGAACUGGAGCUUGGAUGUGCAAUGAUUAUGGAUCUUGUUCUCUGAACAGCGACUGCCCAGGUGCUGUGAAAUUUAUGCAAAUUAUAGUCAGCUGAUAUCUCACAUUCAGCCACACACACUCCUUAACCAUCGGUAUUAAUUUAUUGUAUUGUUUUCUUUUAACUGGAAUGUUCUGUAACAAAAAAAAAACAAAUCGUGGAAUCUGCACAUUACUAUUAAAGCGGUGUACCGAUGCUGAACAAGUUUAAGGACACUAAAGGGCGUACGCAUGUAUUUUUUAAGACCACUUUUGAUGAUGAAAAUAAAGCACUGAAUAUUAAACAAA